CUCCUCGCGCGUGCGUGCUGCGCAGCUGCUGCGAGGCGCCGAGGGGAGGUGCUCUGCUGCCAGCUCUGCCGCUGGGACCCGUUAGAGCGGAAGCGCCACCGCCGCCGCCUUCGCUUUCCCGGGGCUACUGGUUCCCGGCAGGUGAAGGCGGGAGCCAUGUCGAAGCGACUUCGGAGCAGCGAUGUGUGUGCUGACUGUAGCGGGCCGGAUCCUUCCUGGGCAUCAGUAAAUAGGGGAACUUUUAUAUGUGACGAGUGUUGCAGUGUCCAUCGGAGUCUAGGGCGUCAUAUCUCCCAAGUAAGGCAUCUUAAACAUACUCCAUGGCCUCCUACACUUCUUCAGAUGGUUGAGACCUUGUAUAACAAUGGUGCUAAUUCUAUAUGGGAGCAUUCUUUGCUGGACCCUGCUUCUAUUAUGAGUGGAAGAAGAAAAGCUAAUCCACAGGAUAAAGUACAUCCCACUAAAGCAGAAUUCAUCAGAGCCAAGUAUCAGAUGUUAGCAUUUGUCCAUCGCUUGCCCUGCCGGGAUGACGAUAGUGUCACUGCCAAAGAUCUUAGUAAGCAACUCCAUUCAAGCGUGAGAACAGGGAAUCUUGAAACGUGUCUGAGACUGUUAUCUUUAGGAGCCCAAGCUAACUUCUUUCAUCCAGAAAAAGGAAAUACACCACUCCAUGUUGCCUCCAAAGCAGGGCAGAUUUUACAAGCUGAAUUAUUGGCCGUAUAUGGAGCAGAUCCGGGCACACAAGAUUCUGGUGGGAAAACUCCUGUUGAUUAUGCAAGGCAAGGAGGGCACCAUGAGCUGGCAGAGCGCCUUGUAGAGAUACAGUAUGAGCUGACUGACAGACUGGCCUUCUAUCUCUGUGGCAGGAAACCAGAUCACAAAAAUGGACAGCACUUUAUAAUACCUCAAAUGGCAGACAGACGGCUCAGCCUGGAUUUGUCUGAAUUGGCAAAAGCUGCUAAGAGGAAACUUCAGUCUCUAAGUAAUCAUUUGUUUGAAGAACUUGCCAUGGAUGUGUACGAUGAAGUUGACAGGCGAGAGACUGAUGCAGUCUGGCUUGCCACGCAAAACCACAGCACCCUGGUAACCGAGACAACCGUCGUCCCCUUUCUUCCGGUCAAUCCUGAGUACUCAUCAACACGAAACCAGGGCAGACAGAAACUAGCUCGGUUUAAUGCCCAUGAGUUUGCCACACUAGUCAUUGACAUUCUCAGUGAUGCCAAGAGGAGACAGCAGGGAAGUCCUCUCUCUAGUUCAAAAGACAGUGUGGAGCUUAUCCUGAAAACAGUCAAUAGCCAGCACAGUACUGAGAGUCAGGACAACGACCAGCCAGACUAUGACAGUGUGGCAUCAGAUGAAGACACAGACUUGGAAACCACUGCAAGCAAGGCAAACCGGCAGAAGAGCCUAGAUUCAGAUUUAUCAGAUGGACCAGUCACUGUACAGGAAUUUAUGGAGGUCAAAAACGCUCUAGUGGCUUCUGAGGCCAAGAUACAGCAGCUAAUGAAGGUGAAUAACAACUUGAGUGACGAGCUGAGAAUUAUGCAGAAAAAGCUUCAAACACUCCAGAGUGAGAAUUCCAGCCUCAGGAAACAGGCCACAACCAAUAUAUAUCAGGUGCAAACUGGUUCUGAGUACCCAGAAACUUCCAGCCACUCUUCCUUAAAGCGACGUCCAUCUGCCCGGGGCAGUAGGCCCAUGUCCAUGUACGAGACGGGAUCAGGUCAAAAACCAUAUCUCCCAAUGGGAGAAGCGAACCACCCAGAGGAGAGCAGGACAAGACUCCAGCCCUUCCCUGCACAUAUCGGGAGGAGUGCGCUUGUGACCUCCUCUUCAUCUCUGCCUUCCUUCCCCUCCACACUUUGCUGGUCAAGGGACGAAACCACCCGAAGGGCUUCCAGGCUGGAGAAACAGAACAGCACCCCUGAGAGUGACUAUGACAACACUCCCAAUGACAUGGAGCCAGAUGACAUGGGGUCAGGUCGAAAGGGCAGGCAGAGGAGUAUGGUGUGGCCAGCUGAUAGCUCAGUACCAGAUGCAACAGAACCCCACACAUCCCCAAGCCCCACACUCCCCAGCACCGAAGACGUCAUCCGGAAGACUGAACAGAUCACCAAAAACAUACAGGAACUCUUAAGAGCAGCCCAGGAAAAUAAACAUGACAGUUAUAUUCCCUGCUCAGAGAGGAUACAUGUAGCAGUUACAGAAAUGGCAGCAUUAUUCCCCAAAAAACCCAAGUCUGACACAGUGAGGACUUCCCUUCGUUUACUGACAUCCAGUGCCUACCGGCUGCAGUCAGAGUGCAAGAAAGCCCUCCCAGGGGACCCUGGCUCACCCACCGACGUCCAGCUGGUCACACAGCAGGUCAUCCAGUGUGCCUAUGACAUUGCCAAGGCCGCCAAACAGCUGGUCACCAUCACCACCAAAGAGAACAACAACUGAGCAGCGGAGCACUAUCCCGUGUAUUUUCUGGGCUUUUUAAAGUCUGAUUUCAGAUUUAGACAUGGAACUCUUCAGAUUUUUACAAAAACAUUUAAUGACAGUUCAAAACUUUUUAAAAGAAAACUCAGUAUUAUUUUUGCAUGUUUUCUAACAAAUUUUUGACUAUUAAUUUAACCCACUUGCCUUAUUUCGUGCCUGUUUACCAGUUCAGUUUCUGAUGUCCUGUUGUGUUGUCUGUGACUAUUGAGGUCAUGAUCGUAUGCACCCAAAAAUAGUUCCAUUGCUCAAAAUUUGUUAAAACUUUUCCAUCCCUUAAAACUUCCUGCCUAUGGAUAAAACUAUAAAUGAGAUAUUUUAGUAAAACAUUUUCUUGAAAGAGUUGGAUUUUAAAAAAAAAAAAAAAUCAACAUUACCUGUUCCGUACGAAGCAUUGUGCAAUAAGUGAAUUUUUCAUCCUGCAAAAUCUCUUUAAGUUUGGGGUAUCUCCAAGCAUGUAUGCAGAGAAAGGACUUUGCCAUUUUCUAAAAAUAGUGUAACAACCUCUGUUGGAGGAAACAAUGAAUUGCUCCAUUUCUAAUUGUUGUAUCGUGUUAAAUGUUCUGUUAGGUUUUUUUAAUCUUGAUUUUCUGUUUCUAUUUUACCAUCAUCUUAAAGUCUCCAUAGAAAGAUAGAUUCGCCCUCCUCAUCAUGUCCCGUUUACCACGGUUCAGGGUAGGAGCACACCCGUCAUCUGUCACCCAUUGUCAAGCACUCUGCCUUACCCGCUAAGCCAGACAGUUCGUUUAGAACGUAUGGCAAAGAGAAGCAUCAAUCUAACAAGCCAUAACUGAUUUUGUACCACCCAUUCAGGUAUCACUGCCACGAACUGACAUUGCAUUGUGCCUCUCUUCCAAAACUCAGUUACUCCCUUAACCACUGACAGCUUCCUCAGGUGAGCUGCUUCGCAUGUCCCAUCAUCUGUAAGGACUUCUAAGGUAAGAUGUAAACAAACAAUCAUCCGAGUUAGUUUCUCCCCGUUACGUUGCUGGUACUUAGCAACCAGUCAUGAGAGUUCUUUCAAGAACUCCGUGGAGAGUAUGCCUGCCUGACCACAGCUGUCCCAAAGCUAUGAAAGAGUAGAGGUCGAAAUCUAGAAUAUGCUGAGGCUGUGUUUUUAAAUUGCUCAGAAGCCCUUUCUUGUUCUCUUAGACCAUAUUCUUGUCCUGCUCGUUGCAGGGGUCUUGUGUGAGGUGGCUCAGUCCUUGACCUGAUGGAGCAGGCAAUGUGCUUAUGAAGUGAGCCCAGUGCACAGCAGGGGGCAUGAGUUGGGGGCAGGGAGGCCAUCUGGGGAGCCCUGGCCACCCAUUAAGGACAACAGUUUCCCCACUCCACUCAUGUUGCCAGUGGAAAAACUUUGAUUUUUUUUUUCAAGAGACACCAGAAAUCUAAGUACCUCUAAUUAAAAAUGUUGGCAACCACUCCGGACAUGUUCACAGAAACUGCACAGGUGAGCUGUGACCUCUAAGCUGCCACUCACAGCUCCCAUGCAGGGCCUAUAAGCUGUGCAGCAUAAGGGCCUCAUCUCCCCAGCCAUACUGCAUUCACCCCUGAGCGGGACCUGGCAGACUGCCAUUUACCCUCUGUUAAAUUGCCUUUGGCCCUCUUUUUACCCAUAUAUUCUGUCCCACAGAGUCAUUCAUGAAGAAGUCAAAAUGAUCAAAGUACUGGUCAUCUCCUCAUGUGCUGACCAAGCCUCUGUCUUCAGACUUGACUGAUGAACACCUUUACAGGUUGAUCAUACACUGUCAUUGAACAUAGCACCACUAUGGUGCUGGGUUUACUAGGUCACGGUGUGUGCUGCUCUGGCUUGCUAUACUGUGAAGAGCAUGGGACAAGGGUCACCUCUCCAACAGACUCGGCCACUGACAUGUCCACACAGCCCUAAGUGCUGCAUCACUGUUGGAUGCUCAGGAGAUGCCUUCUAGAAGGGGCCUCCUACCUUAAGCUCAACCACUGCCUGACACCUUUGUCUGCAUGCUUCAUGGACUUAACUGUCCCUCUUCUUCCUUGCAAACACCUGGCCCCUCUGUCAGGCUCCCCAGGGUCCUUGAGAAAGGCCCAGUGGCAAUCCUGAGCCAGUGCCCCUGGCUUCCCAGGGAGGACAGGUCUCUGUUACAGAGGCUCUGGGAAGGGAGUAGUGGGCAGUACACCCAAGUGCCUGCAGCAGAGAACAUUGUCCUUAACGCCCCUAGGUGAACUCAAGGAAUGUAGGGACUAACAAAGUAUUUAUAGCUGUGAGAACACCACAGAAGAGUUUGCCCGGUGAACCUGUAGUGCCAGACUCAGACAGGAGUUCCCAGGUGGAGCAAAGGCAGUGGGAGGGCCACAUGUCCCACACAUUUCCAUAGCCUCGGCUGAGACCUGGUGUCAGAGUUUUCUGCUCCUAUUGGCAGGUCACACCUUGUCUGCAUGCUUGUUCCAGCCCCUUUUGCACAUGGAUCCCAUUGCCUUGCACAAGCCACUCUACAGCCUGUCUUGUGUUUUUUCCCCCUUUCUUCCCCGAAACUGAUGGGACAGAGGUGCACUUUAUGAGCUGGCACUUGGCUAAACAAGGAAGCAGCUCUACCUCUGAGCUCCUUGGCACCGAACUCAUCUUCCACUUUGGAAUGCAGAUAGUUCCUCCUUGCCAAAGAACAAUGCAGUGGGCCCAAAGAUCAAGGACAGCAUUUCAUAAAAUUGGAACUUGAAACGCACAACUCAGGAGCUGCUUCCCAGUCCUCAGGUGACAUGAGUCGUAGACUCGAGAGUGAAGCUGCAUGUUUUUAUCCUCAGCAGUCCCUGUGAGCUUCCCGAUAGCCCAUUUUCUUUCCUUCCUUGUCCUAGUUGAGGAUAACCCUUGUUCUUACAAAGGAAAAUGCUGCAUAGGAAAAAUGAGAUGCCUUUUAUUCAAAUGUGUUUUAUGCCUGUCACUCAUUAUUCUGUACUUAUUUCUCAUUUUUAUUGUACAUCCUGUUCUUGUAAUUAUUGGACCCGUCACAUAUUGUAAACUCGUUUUGGAAUCUGUGCCUGCUAGUUAUGCAAUAAACAGGCUCUGUAAGUGUC
Molecule: messenger RNA, 5523 nt
Organism: Heterocephalus glaber (naked mole-rat)
Lineage: Eukaryota; Metazoa; Chordata; Mammalia; Rodentia; Bathyergidae
Source: RefSeq, a predicted model, not a curated record